GCAGAAAGAUCUGACGGCUGAGGCCGAGGCGGAGGAAUUCGAGCGAACUGCCGAGGAUGAAGAGUUGGCCCUCACCGUCCAAGUAGCUGAAGAGGAGGAGGAGAAGGAGAGGGCGAAGGUCACUGUGGCCGUCCUUCCCCCUCGGGGUGCUGGUGAGGCCAGUACCUCCCGGCCGCUGAACGCAGUUCCCCUCCGGGUGGCCCCCGGGAUGAAGAAGAGAAAGACGAAGGCCGCCCCUCAGAAGAAAGCAAAGACCGUCGAUCGGGGGGGCCAGUUGAUCUACCGGAGGGUUACUCCUUCCUGGACACCGCCGCUCUGGAGAUCAAGUCCCAAGCUGACAGGGCGGACAUCUAUAUCACCCAAUUGCAUGUAGGGCCCUCGGCCGUGGUAGUCGAGCCAGGUCCCGAUGACGUGCUGUCGCGGCCCCCCGAGGGAUGUAUAGCCGUGCACGUGCUUUCGGUCUCAAUGGGCCUCCGGUUCCCUCUCCAUCCGUUCCUCCGGGAGUACCUGAGGUACACCGGCCUGGCCCCCUGCCAACUGACUCCCAACAGCCACUCGUACAUAACGGGGUUUGUGAACCUGUGCAAACUCCGGAAGGUUACACCGAGCCUGGAGUUAUUCUUCCAAAGCUUCAACCUAUGCCGGGGGGACAUACAAAUGCCGAGGGCUAUGCGAACUUACAGCAGAUAGCUCAGUUCAAGCUGUUCACUGAGGCCCCUUCUUCCAACAAGGGGUGGAGAGAGCGAUGGUGCUACAUCAGACUGGCCGACAGCCCGUUCCCGAGGGAGUUGCGGAAUCGCUUUCGGCGCCAUGUGAAGGCCAAGAGUGCCGCCCUCGAGAAGGAUGGCCUGAAGAUUGCAAAGAUCCCCGAGGGUCGGGAAAAGAACGUAACCAUCAAGGAGUGCACCCUCGAGGAGGACCUGUAUGCCCUCGGAUUCCUGAGGUAUCGGUUCAUUGGGGAGACCGACGAGAAAUAUCCCCUCUACGAUAAAGCCUUCGUGGGAGCAGGAGGUAGCAGGAUGAAUGCCAACGCUCUGUUCGCAAAGAGGAAGGGCAAGACCCAGUCCAAGGAGAAGGGGCCCUCGGGCCAGAAGCCAGUCGACGCGCUUUUCCCGAAGGUCAUAGAACCUUCCGCCAGGGACUCCCAUGCUGCUGUGGGGACCGGGGGGUCGAAGGCCGAGACGGCCGCCAAGAAGAAGAGGGGCGACAAGGGGGUGGAGCCCCCCACCAAGAAACAGAAAGGCGCCGUGGGUGCUGUCGGGGGGGCGGCCCCCCUCGUAAUUAUUGAUGACAUGCCCGCUGUUGAUGGGCCUCUAGCCUCGGUCUCUCCGAAGGAUCCGGUGAAUCCCCCCGGGAGGAAUUACCCCGGGAGAUCCGUCAGCUCUCCUUUGCCCCCGGCGCUUCGUUGAUGCACGGCACUGCCGAGCCGAAGGCCUUCCUGCGGGGCAUCACCUCGAAGAUGGACAGGGAAGUCUUCGAGACCUACGAUGACGAUGCCCUCGAGAACAGGAUCCUCCGCUCCUCGCUCACUGUAAGUAUCCGCUUCCUUUUUCCUUAUCUUGUCAGUGUAGUCUUAUUUUUUCCUGAGGAACAAUCUAACUCCUUUGAUAAUUGUUCGCAGGCCUGCAUAGCCCUCGGGGAACAGGCCCGGAGGCGCGAGGAAAGGCGUCUUCACGAGGCCGCCCAGGAUAAGAAGGUGGAGGGGCUGAUCCGUAAGAACUCUGAGGCGGUGAAGCAUGCUGCCCAGCUGGAGGAGGCCUUUCGGGAGGCGAAGGCGGCGGCGGAGAAGGCCAAGGCUGAUGGUAUAGCCGAAGGCAAGGCAGAGGCCGAGAGGGCUGCUGCCGAGGCGGCGAAGAAAGCCGCUGAUGAAGCCCAGAUCGUCAAGGAGGGAGCUGUGGCCGAGGCCCGAGGGGAGGCAGUCGCUGAGUUCCUUGCCGAGGGCUGGAGGGCCGAGGGCCACAAGGAAUGGGUGGCCUCCGUGGUGGCAGCCUCGGUGGAUGCUUGGGUUGAAGGCCCCGGGGUUGACUGGCUGACCGAUAGGGGCGACGCCUACUAUCAGGGGGGUGAGUUCUUUACCCAGCACCUGAUAUACCGGAGGCUCGCCAGGCACUUCGGCGUAUCCCUCGAACAAUUUGACCCCUCGGUAUAUGGCCUCCCUCCGUUGCAACCAGAUGUCAGAGUUCCCCUCCCCCCGGGUGAAGAGCGGCCAACAAUCUACGAUUCUGUGAUGAUGGGGGGUGACGGGGUUGGAGCCAUCGGGGGUGAUGCUGCCGGAGAAGAAGUCUCCUUCAAGGCUGUCGGGGAAGAUGCCCCCGGCGACAACGAGGCUGAAGCCGUCGAGAAGAUUAUUACUUAGUCAAAUCUUUUUUUUUUAAAAAAAACCUUGUAAUGAAACUUUUGUUGCCCCUCGGCUUUGGCCACACUCUGU
Cuscuta europaea is the source of this 2428-nucleotide messenger RNA. Lineage: Eukaryota; Viridiplantae; Streptophyta; Magnoliopsida; Solanales; Convolvulaceae. The record is from the annotation of a GenBank genome assembly.